AGGUUAAUAGUCAUAUAGAUGAUAUGAUAGAACUGUUGGAAGAUGACACAGACAUUAAACACAGACAAGAAUCCAAAGCUGCGGUCAAAAAACUGCAAGAGCUAAAGCAGGAAUAUUUCAUUAUAUCAACUACAGACGAGGCUGAAAUCCGCCGCGUUGCCAUGGCUGCAAUCAAAGAAAAGGAAAAAGAGUUUGAACAGUCGAUAGUAGAUGCAGGAAAUAAAAUUAGGACUACAGCUGACGAAGGAAAACACGAUAUUGAGGGGAAAGGUUUAGUCAUUAAAUCUGAACUUGAGCAGACAGGACAGACAAUAACAAAAGAAUUAGUGAUGAAAGAAGCAGAAUUUGAGCAGACGGGACAGAAAAUAAAAAAUGAUUUGGAGAUGAAAGAAGCAGAAUUUGAGCAGACAGGACAGAAAAUAAGAAAUGAUUUGGUUAUGAAGGAAGCCGAACUCAAACAGACAGGUCAGAAAGUAAUAAAAGAAUUGGUGAUGAAAGAAGCAGAUCUCGAGCAGACAAGACAGAAAAUAAAACAGGAAUUGGUGAUAAAAGAAGCAGAACUCCAGCAGACAGGACAGCAAAUUAAAAAGGAAUUGUUGAAUACAGAAAAUGAGUCAAAAACGAAAAUUGAACAGAAAGGAAUUGAGAUCGAAAAGCAGCUGACAAGAAAAGAGGAUGAAGACGUGUAUUUUCGUUGA
Mercenaria mercenaria is the source of this 698-nucleotide messenger RNA. RefSeq lists its product as uncharacterized. The transcript is spliced from 2 exons. The coding region runs from base 24 to 698 and encodes 224 amino acids. The record is from RefSeq and is a predicted model, not a curated record. Lineage: Eukaryota; Metazoa; Mollusca; Bivalvia; Venerida; Veneridae.